CUACUGGUUACCUUGAGAAAAUGGUUGAUAAGAUAGUUGGCGUGGUAAUCGUGGUAAUCUAACUACCUAGUCAAUUACAGCUUUUACAGCUACAAUACCUGACUCUCAUGAUCCAGUAUUUCAGGAUCUCAGAGGUCUGGUAGUUAUAUAGGAGGUGGAAUGUAGAUCAUUCAAUCGAGCACAUACUCAGUUAGUGUUGGGUCUAGUAUAAAUAAGAUGUUUGUUUACGACGUACCUAGUUAGUAACUACCUCCUAGCUAUGCCCGAGAGACCAAGAGCUUGUUGUCAUUGAAAUCUGAACGUCGGUCGGUAACUACACUGAACAUCCUUCAAAUUUGUCCAGGCUCGUGGACUGGUUACCCGUCUUGCUCUCCCAUAUAUUCCUUGGUAGUCUAAGUCAACGUUGCCCACAUCCUUCUCUCCAUGCCACCAUCCACCUGAGAUAUCUACACAAUGCACAACACGGCAGAAUCUAGUACUUUCCCGGAAGAGAACUCUUUUGAGGACCUUAAGAAUUAUGACUGGGAACAGCUCCAGGAACGGUAUCUGGAUCUAAUGGAGAAACAUGGAGACACCGAGGAACAAUUACAGGCUCAAAUCUCGGACUUGCUAGAGAUAUUUGCCGCUUGGUCUCGCGUUACUGUUGUUCGCGAUGAGACUCGGGCAUUCAAAAGAUUCAAAACACAAAUAGAGCAUGUGCAAAAUUCUGAAGACACACUAGAGCAGAAAAGAAAACACUAUGUUGCUGUCGUGAAGGCAUUCGAGAGCGCUCUUGCGCUGCUUAAUGGUCGCCUUAAACACUAAGUAUUGAUUUCCCAGCGGCCAAAGCCUGGCAACGAAAGCGUCUUUUGUUCUUACCUCUGUUCUUUUUUAAUGUACUGUAUAUUACCAAUUGCGGAACCAGUGGACAGCUAAUAUAAUU
This is a messenger RNA of Aspergillus campestris IBT 28561, 922 nucleotides long. RefSeq lists its product as uncharacterized. The transcript has 4 exons. NCBI's taxonomy places the organism in Eukaryota, Fungi, Ascomycota, Eurotiomycetes, Eurotiales, Aspergillaceae. The record is from RefSeq and is a predicted model, not a curated record. The coding region runs from base 454 to 804 and encodes 116 amino acids.